This is a messenger RNA of Lymnaea stagnalis (great pond snail), 7012 nucleotides long. Lineage: Eukaryota; Metazoa; Mollusca; Gastropoda; Lymnaeidae. The record is from the annotation of a GenBank genome assembly.
UGUCAAAGCAGAGGAAGUAAAACAGCCUGUCAAAGCAGAGGAAGUAAAACAGCCUGUCAAAGUAGAUGAAGUAAAACAGCCUGUCAAAGCAGAGGAAGUAAAACAGCCUGUCAAAGCAGAGGAAGUAAAACAGCCUGUCAAAGCCGAGGAAGUAAAACAGCCUGUCAAAGUUGAAGACGUAAAACAUGCUGAUGAAGAUAAAAGAAACCAGAAUGAGGAAUUAGACAGGAAAAAUUAUAAAUUUUCUUCAAUAACCAACGAUAAAGACCUGAAGAUACAUGCUGAACUCGACGAAGCUGAUGAAUUGUUUGAAAAGGUAAAAGUUUCUUUAGGAAGUAGUUUCUUUAAUACCUGGUUGAUAUUAGGCAUACAGAAAAUUGUAAUUUUUAUACACCUUUAAGGGUUUGAAUUAGUCUAGUGUUGUCACUAGCAAUUUGUUUGAAUAGCCAGGGGUGGAAUGGACUCUAUAGAUGCACAAGUAUGAUGCUGCUAAUCUGGGGAAGUAGGUAAUCAAAACUCCCAAUCUCUGAAGUUUAAAGAAAGCAGUCAACUUGGUGUUGUAUUAAGAACAGGUAGACCUGGUACCCGGUACCAAUGGCUGUAUUCUUAACGUUUAAAUCAUGGCUGCCUGAAUAAAAUAAAGUUUUCACAGCAACUACAAGGUUAAUUUUGGCCCGAAAAGAAAUUAAAUGAUGAGCCGAAUUAUUGAUUGGAUUGUCUUAUAGAGUUCCGAUCUAAUAGAUAAAAAAAGUUUUUAAUUUGUAACAGCUCAAAAAGUUUGAUUUAUUGACGAUGUUUGGAAUUUGAAGCAAUUUAAAUCUUUAAAAAGCAGAGUUUUGAUUUAAUGAUUGCAUUCUGAAGAUUUUUUCAUUUACUGUUUCCUAAAUUGAUUCAAAAUGUCUUGUCAUUACAUGCAAAUUAUCAGGAUAAUUUAUUGCAUUACAAAUUUUGUAGUGAAAUUUGUAUAAUCUUAUCUGUUAAAAAAAAAUGAAAAGAAGGCUGUCUGGCUUGGGUUAUUUCAAAGUACAUGGUUACAAUCAAGUCAAGAGCAAAUGGCAAUCAUUCCCCCUGGACUAUACUAAAGUAACAAAACUAAAAAAAACAAGAAUUCAUUAGAUCCUUCCCAACCCCUCAAAUGAAAAAAAUUGUUACAUCCAUUUUUCAAAUCAGGAAAAUUACGAGGCAGCCGUUGCUAAAUAUGAUCAGAUUCUGAUCAAGGAGCCUCUCAGUGCACGAGGUCACUACGGCAAGGGCCUGACCCUGGACAGACUUGGCUUUAAGUACAUGAGCAAUGACUACCUGGAGAAGGCGAUUGAUUUCAUCGCCCGUGUGCUGGACCUGCCUGAUGUCCCCGAUGACCUGUACAAAUUGGCGGCCCGUAAACUUGCAGACAGGCAGCAGUUCAGAGGUAGGGUACACUGGUCCGCAUUCUGACAACUUGAUCUAUAUCAGUAAUGACACUGAUUACUAAAUGCUUAUUUAAAACAUUUUAAAGCAGAGGUCUUUAACCUUUUUUUUUGGCAGUGCCACACCCAUCUUGAUUUUAAAAAAAUAAACUCCAGCACCCCCAUCUCAAAUUCAAAUAAAUAUUUCCCGGCAACCAGAAACCUUGGAGUCACGCUUACGGACACCCUCUCCAUGGACAAACAUGUCACGAAUAUAUGCAGAUCAGCAUAUAACGAAAUUAGAAAAAUCAGCACCAUUAGACACCUCCUCUCCUUUGAUGCCACAAAAACUCUCGUCUCUUCACUCAUUCUUUCAAAAUUUGACUACUGUAACAUUCUUCUCUCAGGCAUUCCUCAACACCACAUAGAAAAACUUCAGAAGGCACAGAACUCAGCAUGCAGACUCAUUUUUAAAUUAAAGAAACAUGACCACAUUCAACCACACAUGCGGCAACUCCACUGGCUUCCAAUAUCCUCUCGCAUCAAAUACAAGUCUGCCAAUCUUUGCUUCAACUCGUUCACUGACCCUCACUUUCCUGUCUAUCUCUCUGAACUGUUGCUUCCUUACAUCCCCACAAGACAACUACGUUCUUCCAUUGACAGUAGAACCCUCUCAAUCCCAAGAACUAAAACUAAGACCAUCGGUGAACGCUCCUUCUGCUUCCAUGGGCCCACGUUCUGGAACCAGCUCCCCUUCCAUAUACGUCAUAGUGAAACCUCGUCCAUUUUCAAAAAGUCCCUUAAAACUCAUCUGUUUAGGUCCGCCUAUGACCUGUGAUGCACCCUCCUUGCCCUACCUAAUUUUCUGUUUCGGUUUAAUCCUGAAGUGUCAAAGUGUCCUCUUUUUAUAGCCAUUUUCAUUGUUUCUAUAGAAUAGUAGUUACUAUCCUAGUGUCUCAUUUGUAUUUACUUAGUUUACAUGUUUUAAUAAUUGUAAAGCGCUUAGAGCUUUAUGAUAAGCGCUAUAUAAAAAUGCCUAAAUAAAUAAAUAAAUAAAUAAAUACAAGAUGUCUAGAUAUGAUUUUCUGUUAGUUUAUACAAGCAGUGCAUAGCUGAACCUGAUAAUGUUUGUCUUUAUUCUUGUGUCUUUUUAACAAACAAUUUUCACGUCAUUUUCAUGGGCAACAAUUCAGCAGCUGUUAUAAAAAAAAUAUCAGAGACACUGGUUUCCUAUUAACAUUAACAGUAGUGCUUCUCAGCCCUAGUAUAUCACAGCCCUUGUACUUCCAAGAAUGAUUACAUCAGUUAAAUAUAUUUGACAUAGUUAAUAGACAGGUUUGUGAGAAGAGUGGAGGAGAAAAUAUCAACAAGUGAUGUGGAAGAUAGAAAUAGAGAAGACGGGGCAAUAAAAAGAAGAACGUUUCGGCUAAUAGUCUUCCUCUGCAGACAGGACAGAUAAAGGAACAGCAAGAAACAGAAAAUAACUUGAAAACUUAAGUGUUCGCCAUUAAUGUCAUUGCCAGAAGUUGUAGUCAGGGCAACAUUGUGUUUUUUGUUUGUUUGUCACCUACAUGUUAUGGAGCUUAUUGGCAAUCACCCACUAGUUCUUGACUUUUGUAGCAAUCACCCAAAUGUUAUAGUUUGUCAUUUUAUCAUUAGUCUAUUGAUAGAAUUGAAAAAACUACUGACAUGCUUUUGUAUUUUUUCCAGGGUGGGGUGGACAGUCUGUGAAAACGUACAAGGCCUUGAGUAAAAAGUUUCCUGAUGAUUUAGCUAUCAAGAAUGAGUUUGGUGUGAGCUACAUGAUGAUUGGUCAGAAUGACAGAGCCAGGGACAUAUUCAAAGAAGUAGGCACCACUGUCAUUUAUUGUGAAAUCCUCCGCCUUUCUGACAGUUGACCGAAAAAACGCGAUCUUUUAAUCAUAUUAUGAUGAUCUAAUAUUUUAAUAUUUUUUUGUUUCAUUCAGAAAAUAUACUUUACACAAUACAGUAAUAUGUUGAAUAGAUGUUUAGGUUGAAAACAUCAAGCUUCGGGAGGUGUGUGGUCAGAAAACAAAAAAGAAGGAAAUCUUGGAAAGAAAAUGAAGAUGGAUAAGAACAUCCACAGGAAAGGCAUCAACAACAGAUCUAAACAGCCCCUAGAUUGGAACCCCCAUGGCAAAUGAUGCAGUGGAAGACCCAAUAGAACACGGAGGCCCGGUGAUAGGGCUGAGAGAACAUGAGAGAAAGAGCUGGGAAGAACUAAAAAUUCUGCUAAGAGAGAGUGAAAAAGGAUCAUCUAGUAACUCCUAAGAAAAAUGAUGAUGAUGAUGUUGAAUAGAUGAUCAAAACUUGUGUGAAUCCUCAAAUGUUUUUUUUGUGUGUUUUUUUUAAUGCUGAAACCUACAACAAUUUUUUUGAUAUUGAAGCCUGUGCACUUAAAAAAAAAUGUUGAUUGCUUAUGCAUGUAUCCAAAGUUAAUUAUAUCUUGAGUGCACAUACAUUUUUACAAAGUUAAAUCUGUUUUAUCCUGAUCACUUUUAAAAACUCUAUCCACAGGUCCUUGACAAAGAUCCAGACAAUGGGUUUGCCAAAGUUCACCUGGGUUUCAUUUUCAAAACUAAAGACAACAACCUCGAGCUGGCGGUCAAGUACCUGAAGGAAGGCAUAGAUUCCAAAGAGCCUGGCACAUCCGAUGGCAGGUUUUACCUGCAUCUGGGAGACUCACUGCAAAGGCUUGGUCAGGAGAGUGAGGUGAGUUUUCGCAUUGGUUCCACAAGUCGGUCAGAGUUGACUCCCUUGGCUGUAAUCAAAUCAAAUAAGCACUCCUAAAGUCAAUAUUGUCGUAAAGGAAGUGUGAUUUGACUAUAUUUGAGUCUGAUUUUUUUUAUUGUGUGCGUGCUUGAGAAGUACAUGAGACUUCUUAAGUUUAAAUAGUUUUGAGAUUAAAAUUUAUUAUCUCAAUAAGAAUGUUUAUCCUUAAGCUGAAAAUGAAUAUGUACAAUGUAAUCAAAACAUGUUUCCAUUUAUUUGGAUUAAAAAAAAAAAAGAAGAAUCUUAUCAUAUCUUUGAUAUAAGAAUAUAAAAAGCUAUUUACCAAAAGGGAUGAAAUGACCACCCAUCCAUCCCUGUGCCGCUACAGCCCAUGUAGGGCUUUGGCCUGCCUCACCAAUUUAUUCCACUCAGACCUAACUGAUGCUUUUCUUUUCCACUCUUGGAUUCCUAGCUUAUGCAUAUCUUUUUCCACAUCAUCCAUCCAUCUAAGCCCGAGGUCUGCCUUUGAGCUGUUUUCCUCUGGGGUUUCGGUGGUGCACCCUUCACUCCUCUGUCAUUUGGCAUUCUUUCUAACUGUCCUGCUCAGUGUAGCCUGCCCAUUUUUAUUUCUGCCACCAGCGUGAGAUCCUGAUGAUAUAGAAUAUACAAUUCCUGGAGGUUUUUUUCGUAUUCUCCAUCCAUAUAUUUUCCGGAAAACUUUUCUCUCCCAUGACUUAACUAUCAAACUUUAUUUACAUUUUCCCAUCAGGCACGCCGCUACUUUGAGGAGGGUGAAAAAAAAGGUCUGUUUCUGUCUGCCUGGCAACGAUCACUUUACAACGUUGAUGGUUUGACCGGGCGGCCAUGGUGGACAGCGGAACAAACUGGCUAUCAAGAAUAUCUCACGGUACAUUAAAUCCUCUCUUUGUGUCUUGUCAGACCAAGGAAAUUUUUUUUUUUUUUACGAUGGAGAAGCUUCCCAUUUCAAAUUGUGGGCUGACCACUGAAGCAAAUGUUAAAUUGUCUUAAAUUGCAAAGUGUGUGUUCACAUAAACUUAUGGGCUAGGGGAAAUAGGGUAUAGGGUUUCUGACCCAAUGAAAGUUCUUCAAUUAGGAAUUUUUAUAGGAUCAUCUCAUUUUGCGUGAGGGUUAAUCCUUGUAAAAAUGUGACUGUCAUUGACAUAUGUUUCUCUGUGUUUAUCUGUCUGGUCUCCAGAAUGAAUCAUUGUACAAAGUCAUCAGUUAUAAAUAAACAUCUGUUAAAUAACUUCCACAGCUGCUGAAAAACAAUUGGAAAACCAUCAGGGAUGAGGGUAUAGCCCAGCUUGACUCCAAGACGGGAUCUUUCUUACCAGAAGAGGAAAAUCUUCGAGAAACUGGUGAUUGGAAGCAGUUCACUCUGUAUCAACAAGGUACAUGGUUUGUUGCCAUUGAUUGUGUCUUGAAGUAUGAAGGUGUUGGUAGUUUUGUCAUAAUGUCUCUGUUAGUGCAGACAUGGGCCUCUUUGGGGUGCCUUUCCAGGUAGCUUGAGACAUGGAUUGAGACUCUUGGAGUCUGUUUUCUGCUUCUGUUGCCCUAAACUUAGUUUCGAAGACAGACUUAAAAAAGUAAAGUCAUUAAAAUGGUUCAUUUUCCUAUUUUGCAUAGGUCGCAAAAAUCCUGAUAAUUGUGCCAAAGCGCCCAAGACGUGUGCACUGAUUGACCAGAUACCAGCUGCACAUGGAUGCAAGCGGGGACAGGUUUGAUUUUGUUGUUGUCAAAAUCAUUAUUGUUUUGUUAAUUUAGAUCGGUGGGUCUCAACCAUAUUGCUGCACAGCCCCGGGGGUGUGGGACGUCCCAGAAAAUCAGUUUUAUUUGCAUUUUAUUAACAUUUUUAUCAUAGGAGUGCUUGAAAAAUGUUUUGAUCAUUCAAAUCGAUAUUUGGGUUCGAGAGAUUUUUUGAAAUCAAGAGGAGGUGCAAAAGGGUUAAGAACCUUGGUUUAGUUGAAAAUAAAACUCCAUUUUUUUCAUUGAGUAAAUCAAAUUUUAACUUUUAUUUAGGUUACAAAACACAAAAUUUGGAAAAAACAUUUAAUUUCAGAUUGGUUUUAUUCAUAAGACAACAUGAGUUGUCAUUCUGAGAAAUAAAUAUUUAAAAAUAACAAAUAUUGGUGUAAAUUUAUAUGAAUGUUAAUUUUCCUUUUAUGGUUUAAUCUUUUUUUAAAGAAUAUUUUAGAUAUUAAAAAUCACAUGUAGAUAUUACAUUCAGAUUCAAAUAUUUAGUUAUAAAAUUGUGUGAAAAAAUUAUGAGAAUUUGACAAUGUCCUUGUCCUUCAAUAAAAGUUUGUUUUUUUAAAAAGAGAAAGUUAUUGAGUAAAUAAAAGUUCUAGUUGUACCCUGUUAUCGCUCUGUGUGGCAUAUAAAUAAGGUACAGGACAAGUAUGCUGGCAGUUCGGAGUUCAUAUCUCGGCAACAUAAAAUGUCUGAACGCCCCCCCCCCUUUUUUUUUCUCUAUCUAUGGAUGUUAACAUGUUAACAAAAGUAAAAAUCAAAUGUGUUGGGUCAUCUUGUGGCACAUAGAUAGCACCAAGAUGUACUGUAAUAUCCCUCCCCAAAAAACUGCCCAGAAACUGAAAAAAUCGGAACAAGAAAACAAAAACAAUUCACCUUUCAAAUACAAUGUGCAAACCAACAAUGGCUUGUGCUUUUAAAAUGUAUAAGUACAGGAAGUGUUGACUAACCAUCCACUAUUUUUUUUUUUAAAGGUCAAGUUUUCUGUAAUGAGUCCUGGCAUCCAUGUGUGGCCUCACGUUGGUCCAACUAACUGCCGAAUCAGAGCUCACCUUGGUCUGGUGGUACCUGAAGGUCCAGUUAUACGCGUUAUGAAUGAAACUAGGUUCGUCUCAACAACCUGA